Lachancea meyersii CBS 8951 is the source of this 378-nucleotide messenger RNA. The record is from the annotation of a GenBank genome assembly. Lineage: Eukaryota; Fungi; Ascomycota; Saccharomycetes; Saccharomycetales; Saccharomycetaceae.
AUGAGCACAGUUUCUCGCGACCUGCUAUUGCGAUUCUUGGAAAACUUCACUGACAUUAAUGUUAUCCCUGUAAAGUUGACGACAGCCCUCCCCAGUUAUUAUCGCGCUAUUGCCAAUGAUUCCGAGCUUUCCAAAAUCGCAUUGGAAAAAUGCGAUUCUGUUCUCCAGGAGCUUUCUCAUCACAGUCCCGAAAUCGUUACAAGGUGUAGUCAACUUCGUGCAAUCAUCGAGGCAUCUGAACAACCCAGUAAUUUGAUACAAGAGGUUGUCAACAUUCAGAACACUACAGAUCUUCCUUUUCUAGGUCGCGAACAGCACAUGGCAAACUUGAUAAUCGAAGAGAUAGACCUGGUAGACUAUAUAGACGAGAAUGAUUGA